Molecule: messenger RNA, 2196 nt
Organism: Malassezia restricta
Lineage: Eukaryota; Fungi; Basidiomycota; Malasseziomycetes; Malasseziales; Malasseziaceae
Product: ubiquitin carboxyl-terminal hydrolase 5/13
Exons: 1
Coding region: 1-2196 (731 amino acids)
Biological process (GO): protein deubiquitination
Molecular function (GO): cysteine-type deubiquitinase activity; zinc ion binding
Source: RefSeq, a predicted model, not a curated record
AUGAAGCGCCGAGCGAGCGACGACGUGUGUGGCCACGUAGCCAGCGCGUCGCUGCAGCCUCCUUCGGCCUCGCAGGAUGUGUGCAAGGACGAGUGCAUGUGGUGCUUUGACUCACAGGACACGCCCACCGGCGUCGCUGUGUGCAUGCACUGCUUCCUCGCCGGGUGCCUUGCCCAAGCGCAUGCGGGCCGGCACUGCGAGCAGACGGGGCAUGCACUGGCGCUCUGGCUGCGGCGCACGCCCAAGCCCGCUGCGCCGAUCACGCGCCUAGCCGUCGUCGAUGUGCCGGACGACGAGCGGUACGACUAUGAGCGGCGCAUCGUGUGCAUGGCAUGCGACACGAAGCACGGCCGCGAGCUCCGCGACGUGCCUGCGCCCAUCCAGGCCGUCGCUACGGCGAUCGUGCAUGCGACGUCCCACGCCCACAAGGCCGAGGUGCAUGCAUGGGAAGAGGACAUCGUGCCGUGUGCGCACACUCAGGCUUUGGAGCAGGACGCGGUGGCGGCGCCGUCGCUCGGCGGCGAUGCGUCGUGUGCGCGCUGCGAGCUCACGUCGAACUUGUGGAUGUGCCUGCAAUGCGGGCACCUCGGCUGUGGCCGCGCGCAGUUUGGCGGCGUCGCCGGGCACAGUCACGCACUCGCACACUAUGAACAGACAGGGCAUCCCUGCAGCGUGAAGCAAGGCACCAUCACGCCCGAGGGCAGUGGCGACGUGUACUGCUACGCAUGCAACGACGCACGCAUCGAUCCAGCGCUUGACGUGCACUUGCGCGCGCUGGGCGUGCCUGUCGCCACGCUGAGCAAGACGGAAAAGAGCAGCACGGAGCUGCAGCUCGAGCAGAACAUCCAGUUCGAUUUUCGCAUGGUCGACGACGAAGGCCAUGCCAUGCGCCCCGCGUAUGGCCCAGGCCACACGGGCAUCCAGAACCUCGGCAACAGCUGCUACCUCGCCUCCAUCAUCCAGGCCGUCUGGUCGAUCCCGGCGUUCCGUGAGCGGUACGGCCACGAUGCGGGCGCCUGUGCGUCGCCGUGGGACCUCGAGUGCCAGCUGCGCAAGCUCACGGAUGGACUCGGCUCAGGGCGGUACGCGGAAGGCGACGCGCCGCGCGGCAUCCGCCCCGCGAUGCUCAAGGCAUGCCUCGGACGUGGGCAUCCCGAGUUUGCGAGUAUGCGGCAGCAGGACGCCGAGGAGUUUCUGCAGCACCUCGUCACGGUCCUGCGGCGCGAGUCGCAUCCCGAGGGCGAUCCGACGCGCGUGUUUGGGUACGUCCUCGAGCACCGCUUGCAGUGCACGGCAUGCCGCCGCGUGCGGUACACGGAAGAGGCCGUCGACGUCGGCGUAGGACUCCCUGUGCCGGUGCGCGGCACGGACGGCCACUACGAGGACGUGUCGCUCCGCGAGAGCUUCGACGCCCUCGUCGCGCCCGACACAAUCCAGUAUACAUGCCCAUCGUGCGCGCGCUCCGUCACAGCGACGAAGCAGACGCGCUUUGCGACGCUGCCGGACGUGCUCGUCGUCCAAGCCCAGCGCUUCCAGCUCGUGAACUGGGUGCCCCAAAAAAUGCCCGUGCGCUUCCAAGUGCCGCUCACCGAGUCGCUGGACAUGAGCACGUACCUCGGACACGGCCAGCGCGACGACGAAGAGGCGCUGCCUGACGAAGGCCACGUCGCCGUCGAUCCUGAGGCUAUGGCCACGCUAUCGAGUCUCGGGUUCGCCGACGCGCAAGUGCAGCAGGCGUGGCACGCCACCGGGGGCGACUUGGAGGCCAGCGCUCAUUGGCUCCUCGAGCAUGGCGCCAGCGUCGAUGAGGGCGCGACACCACUCCAAGCGCUCCAAGACAUGGGCUUUUCUCACGCACAGUCCCGCAAGGCCCUCCGGCUGCACGGCGACGUCGAAGCGGCCGUCGCAUGGCUGUUUGACAACCCAGACGACCCCGGCGACGACGACACCGCCGAGCCCACACCGACGCAGCGCCUCGGCACGCGCUCGCCCACGACGUACCAGCUCAUGAGCUUCGUCACGCACCGCGGGCCAUCCGUGCACAGCGGCCACUAUGUCGCGCAUGUGCGUGACGACACAGGAUGGGUGUUUUACAACGACGACAAGGUCGUGCACGCGCCGAUGCAUGGCACGUCGUCCAGCGUGUCCGCCCUGAGCGACAUGGCGUACCUGUACUUUUUCCGACGUACACCCUAG